AAUACUACCGUGUCUCGCUGAUUGCCAAGGCCUACGAUUAUCCAUCCUCCGUCCUAAUAGCAAGCAUCACCGCGCUUUACGUAUUCUGGUGUCAAGAUGCUCUUCUCACUUCCUCUUCUCGUCGCACCGGCCCUGGUCGCCGCCCACGGUGCCGUGACAAGCUACGAAAUUGGUGGAAAGACAUACGAGGGUUACCAAGGAUUUUCUCCCGUUGCGGGAGCCCAGAUCAUCCAAAGACAAUGGCCCGACUACAACCCGAUCAUGACUGUCACCGACCCUAAGAUGACCUGCAACGGUGGUACCUCAGCGCCCCUCGCCGCCGAAGUCCCAGCCGGUCAGAACGUGACUGCGGUUUGGAAGCAGUGGACCCACGAGCAGGGCCCCGUGAUGGUGUGGCUCUACAGUUGUGACGGUGAAUUCACUGCCUGCGACGGCAAGAGCAAGAAGUGGUUCAAGAUCGACGAGUUGGGCCUAUGGGGCAACGUCUUGAACAGCAACAACUGGGGAACUGCUGUUGUUUUCAAGGACCUCAAGUACUCCAGCCGGAUUCCCAAGACCCUUAAGCCCGGCAACUAUCUCAUCCGCCACGAGCUGCUCGCUCUCCACCAAGCAAACACUCCUCAGUUCUACCCCGAGUGUGCGCAGAUCAAGGUUACCGGUUCCGGUACCGCCACUCCUCCGGCCAACCUCCUAACCUCCAUCCCCGCGUAUGCUGCCCAGUCCGACCCCGGUAUCAUGGUUGACAUCUACCAGGGUGGUGGCACUUCAUACAAGACCCCUGGCCCCGCUGUGUGGACUGGUUAAACAAGACCAUGACAAGAUCUUGACGAUGAAUAAUGUAUGGCUAGGUGAUAGAAAUUCGUAUAUUUCAAAAGCAGCUUAAUGGUUGAUACUUUAGAAUAUAUCACCUUUACGUCACCAAUUGCUUCUCCGUGUGAUUCAUCGAGAGUGUAAUGCUCAGGUAAUGCUAUGUGAAGGAAUCUUAAAUAAACUAUCGAAUCUUGAAGCCGUGGGAUGAAUGCGUGAUAUGAGAAUAAAA
This is a messenger RNA of Daldinia decipiens, 1039 nucleotides long. RefSeq names its product glycoside hydrolase family 61 protein. The record is from RefSeq and is a predicted model, not a curated record. The transcript has 2 exons. Lineage: Eukaryota; Fungi; Ascomycota; Sordariomycetes; Xylariales; Hypoxylaceae. Bases 97 to 804 code for a protein of 235 amino acids.